ACUAUUCAUUGUUAAGGCAUUCGUUAGUGAACUGUGCAAUAGUUAACGUUACUUACACUUAAUUAAUGGUUGAAAAUGUUCAAAGUAUUAAACAAUGGACCAAUCAGAAUCAAAGCGGCAAAUUAUUUAAAACAUGAUAGAAGAGAAAAAGGGUUUGUCACUACAAAAAGAGAGGUGGUGUCUUCAGCUGAUGUUGUUAUUAUUGGUGGAGGUAUAGCGGGGUGCAACACACUUUACCAACUUACUAAGAGAGGGGUGAAUGCUGUUCUCUUGGAGAGAGCCAAGUUGACUAGUGGCACGACAUGGCAUACGGCUGGAUUGGUAUGGUCUCUAAGACCAUGCGAUUUAGAAGUGAAAUUAUUGAGGGAUUCUAGAAAGGUAUACAGUUCCUUGGAUGUGGAGUCUGGUCACCAUGCAGGGUGGGUCAACAACGGUGGUAUGUUCAUAUCGCGGAGCAAGGUCCGAACACAAGAAUACAUGAGGCUACAUACGUUAGGUAAAGCCAUGGGUAUUCCAAGCCAAGUUCUGGACCCACAAGAAGCACAAAAGAAGUUCCCAUUGCUUGACCCGUCAGUAUUUGAAAUGGCUUUGUUUGCUCCCGAAGAUGGCACCAUAGACCCCUCUAUGGUUUGCAAUGCUCUUAUCAAAGUCGCUACUAAACAUGGAGGAAAAGUGUACGAACAAUGUCCAGUACUGGACAUACAUUACCAACACAAUCCUCUCGGCAACAAGGAAGUGACAGCAGUGCAUACUGAUAGAGGAGUUAUCAAGACGAAGUGCGUUGUUAACUGUGGAGGAGCGUGGGGUCCCCGCAUAGCCAGAUUUGCAAGCGUGCCAAAUCUGCCACUGGUACCAUUCAAGCACGCAUACGUAGUAUGUGACGCGACGCCCGAAGUUCGAGGCUGCCCCAACAUCCGCGACCAUGACGUGGACUUGUAUAUCAAGGUGCAGGGAGAGUCCUGCCAAGUUGGAGGCUAUGAGAACAACCCCCAUAUGCUGAAUCAGAUACCAGACCACCUUCAGUUCCACCUAUACGAGCUAGAUUGGGACGUAUUCGGUAUCCACAUGGCUAGUGCCUCGACAUUAUGUCCUAAGUUACGUACGACCGGAAUCAAGAGUACUGUGUGCGGUCCUGAAUCCUUCACUCCUGAUCAUAAGCCUUUGCUUGGAGAAGAUCCUCAUGUGUUCGGUUUAUACCACAACUGCGGCUACAACUCAGCUGGUAUGAUGUUUUCCGCUGGAUGUGCUAUACAAAUGGCCGAAUGGAUCGUCACUGGAAGGCCUCACUACAACAUGUUCACAUUCGACAUCCGUCGCUUCACCCCCGGACAAAUUUCUCGGCCACAUUGGAUGCGCGAAACCAGUCACGAAGCUUAUGUGCGAAACUACAACAUAGUGUUCCCGAACGAUGAACAUUUGGCGGGAAGGGAUGCCAGCCAUGACGCCAUACACCAAGAAUUAGUAGAAGAUGGUGCUGUGAUGCAGGCCAGGGCUGGUUGGGAAAGACCCGCGUUCUUUUUGCCGGGAGAAAAGAUCAGAGUACAGCAGUAUGACUGGGGUGGCGCUCACAAAGAUUAUCCGAGGAACUUGGAUCAACGCUACGAGGAAAUUCUUAAAGGAGACCACACGUUUGGCUUCUCUAAACACCACGAUAUUAUCGGGCAAGAAGCUCUGAGCUGUCGCUACGCAGCCGCUCUAUUCAACAUGUCGUAUUACGGCAAGUUCUACUUGACCGGGCCGGAUGCACAACGCACUGCCGAGCUGGCAUUCACUGCUGAGCUCGCACAUAAAAUCGAUAAUAGAGUGGUGUACUCACUGAUGUUGAACGACAAAGGCGGAGUGGAAGCAGAUGUGACGGUGAACAUCCUCGAUGGUGGAACCGGACAGUGGCACGAACCAAUCUUUAAGGGUCGCGGCUACUACAUAGUGACGAGCGGGUUCAGCGCGAAUCACACUCUUGCGCAUCUCCGACGCAUAGUACAAACGCACAAACUUAGAGCCACUAUUACUGACGUCAGUAAACAGCUGGCAAUUCUUAGUAUACAAGGACCUGACAGCCAACGUAUCCUCCAACGCUACACAGACGCAGGUCUUUCAAACGACGCGUUCCCCGUAAACACGCACCGUAGCAUCCACGUGACAACAGGCUUGAACACUCCCGAAGAAAAAAAAUUCAGAUGUCGGGCGCUCCGGGUGACCUGGUCCGGGGAACUGGGCUGGGAACUCCAUGUACCGUCCGCCCAUGCUAUACCUGUGUACAGGACUCUGAGCCGCGCUAAGGGACUGAAGAAUGCUGGUUGGAGAGCUUUGACUUCGUUGAGUGCUGAAAAAGGUUAUCACUUAUGGAACGCUGAUUUGAGAUCCGAUGAUAACCCCAUUGAAGCUGGCUUGGGUUUCACAUGCAGAAAAGACGGCAAUUUCAUUGGCAAUGAACACGUUACUAGAGCGAAAACGAAUGGAGUCACCAAGAAAUAUGCGUUUUUCACACUCUAUGACAAGGUUGCUCUCUUUGGCCAAGAAGCCAUAUUCAGAAAUGGAGUACCGGUAGGCUACCUUAGGAGAGGAGACUACGCGUUCUUCCUAGACAAACCAAUUGGCGUCGGCUAUGUAACCAAUAAAGGCUUGCCAGUGACCAGAGCCUUCUUGAAAGAUGGCAAGUAUGAGAUCGAAGUUAUGGGGAAAAAGCACAAAGCGAAGCUACACAUUAGAUCUCCAUUCGACCCUAAUGGACAAAGGUUGCUGGGCCAUUAUGGAGCUCGAGGCAUGGAUGAGAACACUCAUGAGCCCCAUGCUGGACAAAACGAAAGGGCCGGCGGCAGUGAAUGAUUGUUUAGUAAAAUAUUAGUUGUGAUCUCAAUAAAAACAUUUAAACGCGA
This is a messenger RNA of Helicoverpa zea (corn earworm), 2876 nucleotides long. It is a transcript of the gene Sardh, whose product is annotated as sarcosine dehydrogenase, mitochondrial. Gene Ontology annotation, cellular component: cytoplasm; mitochondrial matrix; mitochondrion. Lineage: Eukaryota; Metazoa; Arthropoda; Insecta; Lepidoptera; Noctuidae. The record is from RefSeq and is a predicted model, not a curated record. Gene Ontology annotation, molecular function: protein binding; sarcosine dehydrogenase activity. The transcript is spliced from 16 exons. Bases 76 to 2826 code for a protein of 916 amino acids.